AUGGCCAACCUAGCCUCGACAUAUAAGAACCAGGGUCGGUGGGAGGAGGCCGAGCAGCUCCAGGCGCAGGUCAUGGAGAAGAGUAUGACAAAACUUGGCAACAACCAUCCUGACACGCUGACGAGUAUGGCCAACCUGGCGGCGACAUUAUGGAACCAGGGCAAGUGGGAGGACGCCGAGAAGCUCGAGGUGCAGGUGAUGGUGAUGAGCCUCAUGAAGCUCGGCGAGGGCCAUCCCGACACCCUAAUUAGUAUGGCCAACCUAGCAGUGACAUAUAGAAACCAGGGCCGGUGGGAGGAGGCUGAGUCACUUGAGGUGUAUGUGAUAGAGGCUCGUAAGACGAAGCUUGGCGAGCAGCAUCCUGACACGUUGAUGAGUAUGGCCAACCUAGCGUCGACAUAUAGGAGCCAGGGCCGCUAUGAUGAAGCCGAGAUGCUCGCGGUGCAGGUCAUGGAAGCUCGCAAGGCAAAGCUCGGCGACGACCAUCCGUCCACAUUGACGAGUAUGGCUAACUUAGCUAUGACAUACAGGAGCCAGGGCCGCUAUGAUGAAGCUGAGAGCCUCGAAGUACAGGUGAUGGAGACGAGCAAGACGAAGCUUGGCGAGCAGCAUCCUGACACGCUGAUGAGUAUGGGCAAUCUAGCGUCGACGUUUUGGGACCAGGGCAAGUGGGAGGAGGCCGAGCAUCUCGACGUGCAGGUCAUGGAGAUUCGCAUGAUAAAGCUCGGUGGUGAUCAUCCUGACACGCUAGCGAGUAUGGCGAACCUAGCGGCGACAUUUUGGAACCAGGGCCAGUGGGAGAAAGCCGAGCACCUCUUUAUGCAGGUGAUGGAGAGGAGCAAGACCAAACUCGGCAAUGACCAUCCCGACACACUAAGGAGUAUGGGCAACCUCGCGUCGACAUAUAGGAGCCAGGGUCGGUGGGAGGAGGCUGAGCAGAUCGAAGUGCAGGUGAUGAAAACGAGCAAGUCGAAGCUUGGCGACGAGCAUCCCUCCACGCUGAUCAGUAUGGCCAACCUAGCGUCGACAUACAGGAGCCAGGGCCGCUAUGAUGAAGCCGAGAUGCUUGAGGUGCAGGUCAUGGAAGCUCGCAAGGCAAAGCUCGGCGACGACCAUCCGUCCACAUUGACGAGUAUCGACCAUGACUGCCAAAAGUUGGGAGAAUGCGCAAAUGUCACCGGCUCAAGGGAGUUCUGCCGAGGGCAGUUCCUCGACGACUUUAUUGCGCAGGCUUACUGGCUUCAGCGCAAGGUUUACGAUGGGGGCUACCUGCAUUAA
Messenger RNA from Penicillium canescens, 1278 nucleotides. RefSeq lists its product as uncharacterized. Gene Ontology annotation, molecular function: protein binding. Gene Ontology annotation, cellular component: kinesin complex. The record is from RefSeq and is a predicted model, not a curated record. The transcript has 2 exons. Bases 1 to 1278 code for a protein of 425 amino acids. Lineage: Eukaryota; Fungi; Ascomycota; Eurotiomycetes; Eurotiales; Aspergillaceae.